Drosophila montana is the source of this 1341-nucleotide messenger RNA. RefSeq lists its product as uncharacterized. The record is from RefSeq and is a predicted model, not a curated record. NCBI's taxonomy places the organism in Eukaryota, Metazoa, Arthropoda, Insecta, Diptera, Drosophilidae. The transcript has a single exon. Bases 160 to 1233 code for a protein of 357 amino acids.
AUACGCUAAAUAACGCAUUAAACAAAGUAUUCGCAAAUGCAAAAAAUGUAUGCAAAUUAAAGGGGAAAUUACGCAUAAGAGAAAUUUCCCAAACACGUUCGGAGUAUUUCCUCGCACACCUACACACACAACACACACACACACACACCCGCACGCACAAUGGACGGCCUGCAAGCGGGCGAUGCGUGUGUGGAAUGCCUGAGUCAGGGCCUGAAUCACAAGCUGCGCUACUUUUACCUGAAUCUCGAGGAGCAGUUGCUUAAAUGUGAAUCCCGCACCUGCCUUUGGCCGCACAACGAUGCCGUCUCCUCCUCCUCCUCCGAUGAGGAGGGCGAGACGCAAUCGCAAUCCACGCAUGUUGAUGAUGAUGAAUUUAUUAAGCAGCUGCUCGAACAGCUGGCAACAGGCGAUGAUUCCACUGUGGACACCAACCCGAAUUCCGCCAAUUACAGCUGUGAUUCCAGCUCCAGCUUGACUCCAAACGCACCAUCGACCAGCAAUGACUGCAACAUUGAGGAUAUUCUCUCCAUGCCUAAUCACUGGGAAAGUGCGCAGCAACUGCUCUGCAGUGCAAAUGCCAAUAGUCCAAAGGCGUUCAAUCUCGAGCAAUGUGAUAAGCUUUCACCUGUUGCAGCAGCCACAAAAUCAACAACGGAACAGUCUAUGCCUGAUUUGCUAACGGAACCUGUUUGCAUAACGGAACUAAUAAGCUCGCCUUCCAAUGAGCCAGUUCCAGCUGCCAGCUCCAAACCCGAACCGGCAUUUGAGCUGAGCGCCAAAGCUGGCAACAUUGUCUACACGAUCUCCAUACCGCAAUCGGUGCAGCAACAGUCCAUGCCCAAACCCAAGAGUCCAACGAUUAAAGACACGCCAAAGCGGAGUUUCUUCCAGACGCCGCCCAGAAAGGCCUCCACACAGGUGCGCAAAAACCAGGAGCAACAGCCGCAGGCCACGUCCAGCUCGUUUGCAACGGCGCCCACCCAGACCGCGAGUCUGUUUCUGGAUGCACUGAAGCGUCCACCGACGAUGGCAACGAGGCGUCCACCACGCGGCAGGAAUCCAAAGCGACGCGAAAAUGCGCCCUCUGGAGGCGCACGAUUGCGUAUACAAGAUGUGAAGCAGACGCUGGAGCGCAUCGAGGCGGUCAGCAGGCAGAAGGAGAGCAAAACAGAAAGUGAAUCGGAACCGGAACUGGAGCAGGAAGCAAAAGCAAACGCAAAGCAAAUUCAUUGAGCGCAAGGAGAAAAACAAAUUUGGCUUUUUUAUUGUCUUUCGAAAUAAAUUCGCCCACCAAAAUUUGCAUGUGUAUCCGUGUGUGUGUGUGCGAAAUUUACAAACAAA